Messenger RNA from Striga asiatica, 1771 nucleotides. The record is from the annotation of a GenBank genome assembly. Lineage: Eukaryota; Viridiplantae; Streptophyta; Magnoliopsida; Lamiales; Orobanchaceae.
CGUGUAUAUUUCAGUGAAGCUUAAAAAACAGGGUUGUGGUGUAGUUUCAUCUUCCUAUGUCAUCGGAGUAUUGAAAUUGGGCGACCAUUCUGCUCCAUUUUCAUCGCAUUCUCCAUGUACACAAUAAACCAGGCUGGGUUCAUUGUGAGAGAUGAUGAAAUCUGCUGGACAUACUUUGCUUGCUUCUUUAACUCCUACUCACUCUCUUAUCCUGAAAAACCAUGGCAGAUUGUCUCCAAAUCUAAAUUUUGGAAAGUUUUCCAAAACAAGAAAACUGCAUCAGUACCCUCACAAGUGCCAGUUCCAUAAACAGAACAUAAUGACUGCUAGUCGGUACCCUCCCCCUUGGUUCAGUGUUGCUCCAAUGAUGGACUACACGGACAACCACUAUAGGACUUUAGCUCGCCUCAUAUCAAAGCAUGCUUGGCUUUACACAGAAAUGAUUGCUGCAGAAACUAUAGUAUUUCAGAAGGGAAAUUUGGAUCGAUUUUUGGCAUUUGGUCCGGAACAGCAUCCUAUAGUGCUUCAAAUUGGGGGAAGUGACUUGAAUAACAUUGCUAAAGCAACUCAACUCACAAGUUCUUAUGGCUAUGAUGAGAUCAAUUUCAACUGUGGAUGUCCAAGCCCCAAGGUUGCUGGAAAUGGUUGUUUUGGCGUUCGCCUAAUGCUUGAUCCAAAGUUUGUUGCCGAUGCUAUGUCAGUAAUUUCAGCUAAUACAAAUGUUCCUGUUAGUGUCAAAUGCCGAAUCGGUGUUGAUGACCGUGAUUCAUAUAAUGAGCUGUGUGAUUUUAUAUAUAAGGUCUCAUCUCAAUCACCAACAAAGCAUUUCAUCAUACACUCCAGGAAGGCAUUACUUAAUGGAAUAAGCCCCAAAGAGAAUAGAUCUAUUCCGUCCUUAAAAUAUGAAUACUACUAUGCUCUUGUGCGUGAUUUUCCUGAUCUACAGUUUACCAUUAAUGGAGGCAUUAACACCGUCGAUGAGGUGAAUGCAGCACUACAGGAAGGAGCUCAUGGAGUUAUGGUUGGGCGUGCAGCUUACAAUAAUCCGUGGAAUCUUUUGGGGCAUGUUGAUAGUGCAGUUUAUGGUGCACCUCUAAGCAGUCUAACUCGGCGACAGGUUCUUGAAAAGUACCAGGUGUAUGGUGAUUCAGUCUUGGGACUAUAUGGACCUAAACCAAAUGUCCGUGAAGUUAUAAAACCUUUGCUUGGGUUUUUCCAUGGGGAGCCGGGAAAUGGCCUGUGGAAGCGCAAAGCUGAUGCCGCUUUCAUGAACUGCAAGACGAUAAAAGCCUUUUUUGAGGAGACCCUUGUGGCUAUACCAGAUUCAGUCUUGGACAAACCUAUUGUUGAAGCACCGAUAAGUUUCCCGGAUGUUUUUGCUGAUGCCAAGAGAGUGUUGCCUUCUCCCUAUAGUGUGAAGAAAGAGGAAGAGCUUAUGUAUGCUUAGCAGUCAUCUUUUUUUAAGGUUUGCAAUUGUAGGCUGCCUCAAAAGUUUUGCCACAUAUCAUAGAGUGGAGAGCUUGACAAUCCCAUGGAUCAACAAUUGCACUCAAAUGUAAUGUGUAUUGUUGGUGAAUUGUUAAUGCACGUUACAAUAGUAAGGACCUCUUGUGCCACCAUAUAUUGUUCAAAUGUCCAACUCAGAAAUUAUUUAUGACUGUAACGUGCUCUCUCUUGUUCAUGAGGAAGGCGUUUUUUUUUUUUUUUNAUUUUUUUUUGUUUUUUUGGGAAAUGGUAAUUGUGUAAGUUGCAUUUUUUUUUUCGUUUGUCU